UCACUUUGCAUAUUACAUAAUUACCCAUCUUCCGCAGCUGCAGUGGCAGUGGCAAUGGAUGCGACAGUGGCAGUGGCUUAGAUGGGACAUUUUUUAGGAGCCACCUCCUUGUCUGCAUGCACCGCAAAUUGCAUUUGCAUUAUUUAUAUUGCGUCAAUAAAACGCGCAUUCAGGAAUAAUUAGCGAACGAACGCAGAGCUUGUCGACGGAGAAGCGGAGAAGCGGAGACCAGCGGAUUGAGAUCGGCGCAGUUGAUCCGUUUAUGGCUGGCGCUAGGAUUUAUUUGUACUUCCUUUCGCAUUUGAAAGGCGAGCGUCUACCUGGUGAGCCCGAUGAGUGCCGCUACAUUCAUGAAACCAUUUGGCGCUUUUAAGCGACUCAAUUACGCACUUUGAUUCCCACAUUGGCCGCUCUAGUCGCCUGUCGUUGGGUGUCGCCUCGCUCUGCCUCGUUCUGCCUCGUCCUGUGGCAAGGACUCAAAGGACUCAAAGGACACUGGCUACCUGGCCGCCGUCUGAGGCAAGAUGCGUAAGCACUAAUUUUUGUGUGCGCUCAGUUUGCCGUUUAAUUGCCGCGGCUCGCGCUAAGUGUUCCCUAGAAAAACAAAGGGCAACGCUGCGCGGCGUUGGUUCAAUCAAGCACAUGUCGUCCUGGGCUGACUCCUUGGUCCUUGGUCCUUGGUCCUUGCACAGGCGCCCCGGAUGUCUCGAGUGUCAAGCGCCUUUGCAGCCUUUGUCUGAUUAUCGCAGCCACGCAACGCUGAUGUGCGGUUAUGUCAAUUAACGCGGAUGCGGAUCAGUCCGAAAGGAUCGUGGUAUAUAAGCGCAGCUUCGCGUCGCACAGGACAUCACAUUCGCCGCAGCCACCGAACGCAGCACAUCGAACGCGAAGAUGCAGUUGGGAAAAGCUAUAAUCAUACUCAUUUCGCUGGCCAUCCAGCAAAGCUGCCUGGCACUCUACAUCAAGGGCGUGGAGAAGAGUCCUGUCAAGAGCCAAGGACCCAAGGACGAUUGGGGCGUCUUCAAGAACACACUCGGACUAAGCCAAGAAAAAGUUGAACUGCUCAAAUCGCAAAAGGAUCAGCAGGGCACCAAGGAGCUGCUCAAUCGCUUCAUUCUGGAGAAUCCAAAGGCACUGCCCAAGGCCAAGCAGCAACCGGAUCAGUUCAUGGGCCUCUACAGAUCCAUCCUCAAGAAGCUGACGGCAUCCAAGCGCCUGCUGAAGACCUCGCUGAACUUUGAACUGGCGGACAGGCCACAGAAGACACUGAAGAGGCCACGUCGCAAGAUCGCCGUGAAGAUGGUCUCCGAUAUGCCGUCGUGGAAGAUCGAGAGUCUGCUGAACUCGUUCUAUCUGAAGCAUGGCAUUCCCCGCAAUGCCGAGGAGCACGAUUAUCCCGACCAGGACAUGGCCCGCGAUACUGAUUACGACUCCGAUAACUUCUACGACGACGAGGGCGAUGUGGGACUGACGGCGAAGACGCGACAGAACACCGAGUAUGGCUCGUUCCAGGACCUCAUUAUGCAGGCCAAGAUGAACGAGUGGGAGCGGGAGGAGGAGGAAACCAAGUUGCACGGCCCAGACAGUGAUGAUUACAUCUAAGUCCGUCUAAGGGUAUCCACGUUGAUGGUGGGCUGUGCAAUAGAGGUUCAUAUGCUGGCAUUGGACUUGUCUUUAGGCUAGAGUAGUUUGUAAUGCCACAAACGCGCUUUAAUUCAAACGAUUAGUUUUGUAUUUAUUAACAUAGCAUAUAACAUAACUUUCGUAUUUUUUUUGAAAAUGAAAUUAUAAAUAAAGUUACUAAGAAGUUGAAAUUUAAAGUGAAUCAAAAAUUUACUAAGAAGUUAAGAUUUGAAGUGAAAUAAAUUUACUUAAAAGUUGA
This is a messenger RNA of Drosophila yakuba, 1882 nucleotides long. RefSeq lists its product as uncharacterized. The transcript has 2 exons. The record is from RefSeq and is a predicted model, not a curated record. The coding region runs from base 892 to 1602 and encodes 236 amino acids. Lineage: Eukaryota; Metazoa; Arthropoda; Insecta; Diptera; Drosophilidae.